UUUUUUUUUCUUAUUGUUUCAGAUACGUUUUUGAUUACACAUACAUUUUCCGGUAAAACCGAAUGGGGAAUAUCAAAAUUUUUUAUUGUAAACUAGUACAUAUAUUAUGAGUGAUAUUAUUUUAGUAAAAUUCAAGUGUUUUCAUAAAUACCAUCAUCAAUUUAUUAUUUAAAUAAAUUAUUUUUAUAUAAAUAUUCUUUUUAAAACGGCCAAGUAAGAACGUUGGAGGAACGCGUGUAAUUCUAUUUUUUAAACAAACAACAUAAACAAAUUAAAAUUAUACAAUAUGGGAACUUUUAUACCAUUUUUAAAUGCAGUUAAAUCAUCGGUAUCAAUAGUAUUUUUAACGUUAAUUAUAAGUUUAACAACUACAGUACAUCAUGGUAUUGCAGAAAAUGUUUAUUCAAAUGUACAUAAAGAUAUGAAUUUAGAUGAAAUUCGAAGUAUAUUCCACGUAGAUUCACAUCUCGAAGUUCCUGAAUAUGAAGUGAUACAUAUAAAACCUAAUCGUCCAAGUCAUAAUGACGAAGAUUCUUCCACAGCUUCUUCUACAGAAUAUGAUUAUAUUAAUCAGCAAAAUAUUGAAACAACUACAACAUUAAUUGAUGAAGCAGAUUAUAUGUUAAUUGAUGAAGAACCUACCGGUAAUAAAAUUAAUAAUGACCAACAUUCAACCGAUAACUCAAUAGUAGUCGAUAAUAAAAGUGAAAGUAAAUUAGUAAAAGAUGGUGAUAAAAAUAAAAAAUUUAGUAAGAAAUAUCCUAAAAAAACAACACCAGGCUUAUCAAAUAAUGUGAAUGUAUUAUCCAGUAAUGAACAAGCUGAUAAGGAUCAUUUAGAAACUGUUAUACCAUUAAAUAAUGGUGUACGUGGUUUAAAAAUAUUUACUGUUGAACCAAAUGUGACGUCACAACAUGGUGUUGAUUAUGUUGAAAUUCAACAGGUGAAUAUCACUUGA
Messenger RNA from Chrysoperla carnea, 958 nucleotides. RefSeq lists its product as uncharacterized. NCBI's taxonomy places the organism in Eukaryota, Metazoa, Arthropoda, Insecta, Neuroptera, Chrysopidae. The record is from RefSeq and is a predicted model, not a curated record. The coding region runs from base 287 to 958 and encodes 223 amino acids. The transcript has 5 exons.